UCACGCUCUGUCUCUUUCUCUCAAAUAUAAAUAAACGUUAAAGAAUUUUUUUCAAUUGGGGGUGAUUGCAACCCCUUCAUCCAUCCCUACCUGCUACCCUCUUCCGAGGCCUUUUUCCAAAAUCCUUUUUUCAUUUACGUGAUCUAUUUACAGACAGUCACAGCCAGUGCUUUUCCUUAUCACCGAGGGAUCGAGAUAUGCGGAGGUUUCUCUCCGUUCCUGUCCUUUUCUGUCUUACCUCGAACUGCUUAUCCUCGCUAGCGUUCCACGAUAGUGCCUAUUAAAAUGCAAUAAGAACAAAAACAAGAACAAAACUUCCAUGUACGCUCUGGUACAGCAGUCUUGCGGCUGGAACAAUCUGGGUGGGGGUUGGGAGGAGGGCGUAUUUCGGUUAACUCCCCUCCGCCGCGCGGAUUCCAGCGCAUGCGCUCUCCAGUAGGACCCAGCUCCCCACGGGCGCCCUAUAAUUGGGGAGGCCCGGCCCGCCUGGGGUGUUCGGGGAGCGGCCCUCCCGCGACAGGGGGCGUGAGCGGGGCGGGGCCGGAACGUCUUUCUUCUGAGCCGCGCCCCGGGCGGGUACAGUCCGCCAGCCGCUCCGACCAUGGCCGCAGCCGCCCUGGGGCAGAUUUGGGCCCGAAAACUCCUCCCUGUCUCUUGGCUUCUGUGUGGCCCCAGAAGAUAUGCCUCAUCCAACUUCAAGGCUGCGGACCUGAAGCUGGAAAUGACGCAGGAGCCUCAUAAGAAGCCUGACCCCAGCAAGCCCUUGGUGUUUGGGAAGAAUUUCACUGACCACAUGCUGAUGGUGGAGUGGACCGAGGAGAAGGGCUGGGGCCAGCCCCGCAUCCAGCCCUUCCAGAACCUCAUACUGCACCCAGCCUGCUCCGGCCUCCACUACUCGCUACAGCUCUUUGAGGGCAUGAAGGCGUUCAAAGGCAGCGACCAGCAGGUGCGCCUCUUCAGACCCUGGCUCAACAUGGACCGGAUGCUGCGCUCGGCCCUGCGCCUGUGCCUGCCGGGUUUUGACAAGGUGGAGUUGCUGGAGUGUAUCCGGCGGCUGGUGGAAGUGGACAAAGACUGGGUUCCCGAUAGCGCCAACGCGAGCCUCUAUGUGAGGCCUGUGAUCAUUGGAAACGAGCCCUCGCUGGGUGUCUCCCGGCCCUCGAAAGCCCUCCUGUUUGUCAUUCUCUGCCCUGUGGGCGCGUACUUCCCCGGAGAUGCCAUGGACCCGGUCUCCCUCCUAGCCGACCCGACAUUCAUCCGAGCCUGGGUGGGUGGGGUCGGUGACUACAAGGUCGGGGGGAAUUACGGGCCCACCGUGUUGGUGCAGGAGGAGGCCAGAAAGAGGGGCUGCGAACAGGUGCUCUGGCUGUACGGGCCUGACCACCAGCUCACCGAGGUGGGCACCAUGAACAUCUUCAUCUACUGGACCUACGAGGAUGGGGUGCUGGAACUGGUGACCCCCUUGCUGGACGGUAUCAUCCUGCCCGGAGUGGUCAGACAGAGUCUGCUGGACCUGGCCAGGACCUGGGGUGAGUUCCGGGUCGCCGAGCGGAAGAUCACCAUGAAGGAGCUGCUGCGGGCGCUGGAAGAGGGUCGCGUCCGGGAAGUCUUUGGCUCGGGCACUGCUUGCCAGGUCUGCCCAGUACACCAAAUCCUGUACCAAGGCAAGCAUUUACACAUUCCCACCAUGGAAAAUGGGCCUGAGCUCAUCCACCGCUUCCUGAAGGAGCUGAGGGCGAUCCAGUACGGAACAGGAGCCCACGAGUGGAUGCUCCCGGUGUGACGCUACAGACGCCGCCCUACCUCUCCUCGGACCCACUGACCCCUAACAUCCAGACCCCCCCCUCCCCCCGAAUGUCGCCUCCCUACCAGUGACUCACCUGAAGUGCAAUAUAAAAUAAAAGGGCAGGGGAGCCGGGACGCCUGGGUCUCUGGCGCCCCCACGUGGUCGCUACUCUCCCAAAGCCAUAUGGGCCCUUCCCAGGCGUCUGGGCCCCAGCCCCGCCUCUCAGGCCUUGGGGCGGGGAUCUGGACUCCCAGCUGCUCCGUUUCGUGGGGUCAGGGAUGCACUUUGGCCCCCAACUCCGCAUCUCUCCGUUCUCAGGCCGGAUCUCCCGGUGCCGCCGUUGAUUUUUUUUUUUCUCUCGCUGCAAUUUUGAAAUAAAAUGCCAAAGAACAAAA
Hyaena hyaena (striped hyena) is the source of this 2181-nucleotide messenger RNA. It is a transcript of the gene BCAT2, whose product is annotated as branched chain amino acid transaminase 2. Bases 602 to 1783 code for a protein of 393 amino acids. Lineage: Eukaryota; Metazoa; Chordata; Mammalia; Carnivora; Hyaenidae. Gene Ontology annotation, biological process: L-leucine biosynthetic process; L-valine biosynthetic process. Gene Ontology annotation, molecular function: branched-chain-amino-acid:2-oxoglutarate transaminase activity. The transcript has 11 exons. Gene Ontology annotation, cellular component: mitochondrion. The record is from RefSeq and is a predicted model, not a curated record.